Dioscorea cayenensis subsp. rotundata (Guinea yam) is the source of this 1751-nucleotide messenger RNA. Its product is annotated as metallocarboxypeptidase A-like protein MCYG_01475. The record is from RefSeq and is a predicted model, not a curated record. Lineage: Eukaryota; Viridiplantae; Streptophyta; Magnoliopsida; Dioscoreales; Dioscoreaceae. The coding region runs from base 238 to 1518 and encodes 426 amino acids. Gene Ontology annotation, molecular function: metallocarboxypeptidase activity; zinc ion binding. Gene Ontology annotation, biological process: proteolysis. The transcript has 11 exons.
UUGAAUAGACGGUGGGAUAGGGCUGCAUAGCUGCUGAUGCCAGCCAGGAAAAAAACCCAAAGACUUCCAAAUUUCACCGCUGGAUGGAUCUCAACGGUUUUAGGCGGCACUGAUCCACCUUCAUCAAUUUGCCCUAAUUUCCAUUCAAUUCCCAAUUCCCAAUUCCCAAUUUGCUGCUCUUCUUCUCUUCACUACGAUAGAGAUGGUGUUUGGUGAUUGAUUGAGCGGAGGUGACAGAUGGGAUCCAUUCCUCUCUCGCCAAUCUUGUAUCUGCUUGGCCUCCUGCGCCUCCUGUGCUUCGUCAAUGGCGUCAACACUUCCGACCUUUCUCUCACCCCGAUCCCGCGCCAUCUCUACCAUUCCUGUGAUUCUUUGCUGAAAGAUGUCAAAGCCUUGGUUAGUCGUCAUCCAGAAAAAUUAACUGUAGAUCGGAUAAGGGCAGAAGAUAAGGGCUAUGCUGCUGAUAUAGUAGUAGUGACAUACAAUAGUGGCAAGAUACCGAAAAAUGGCAACUUUAAGUUUCGGAUCCUUCUUACCUUUGGGCAGCAUGGCAGAGAGCUUAUUACAUCUGAAGUUGCUCUUCGCCUGAUUUCUAUAUUAACUGGGGAACGUACAAUGCCAGGCUCAGACCUAAACUUGUUAAACAGUUUCCUUGAUAAUCUUGUAAUAAAGGUGGUGCCAAUGGAAAAUCUGAAUGGCUGCAAACUUGUGGAAGCAGGAGAAUACUGUGAAAGAAGAAAUGGUAGGGGAGUUGAUCUGAAUAGAAAUUGGAGUGUAGACUGGGGAAAGAAAGAAAAGGAUUAUGAUCCUUAUGAGGAAAAUCCUGGGACUGGUCCUUUCAGUGAGCCAGAGACACAAAUAAUGCGGAAGCUCUCCCAAUCAUUUGAUCCACAUGUAUGGGUGAAUGUUCACUCAGGGAUGGAGGCUCUCUUCAUGCCAUAUGAUCACAAGAAUGUAACACCUGAUGGACUUAUAUCACGUUUAAUGAGAUCAUUGUUGGACGACCUGAACUAUCAUCACUGUCAAAAUAGGUGCUUAGUUGGGUCUGGCGGAGGUUUAGUUGGCUAUCUUGCACAUGGGACUUCCACAGAUUACAUGCAUGACAUUGUAAAAGUACCAAUGGCAUUUACUUUCGAGAUUUAUGGAGAUUCCUCCGCGUCUUCCAAAGACUGCUUCAAAAUGUUCAACCCAGUUGAUGAAGCCACCUUCAAUAGAGUAAUUGAAAACUGGUGUGCGGCAUUCCUAAUGCUUUUCCAAACCGGCCCGGGCUGGCUGGAUCUAGCCCGUCAGGCCACCUUUAAUGAUCUAAGCAAGUGGGUGUCCAUAGAUGCUAAUGCAGUGGAUAGAACAGAAGGUAGUAGUAAAGGAGGGAAGCUUGAGGGACUAGACCUGGGAAUGCAAGAGCUGAGGACUUAUUUCCGGCUUUUUAUGUUAUCAUCUGUUUUGAUAAUGUUCAUGUUCUGUUCCAGGAUAUCAAAGAGCAAAUGCAGGCCAUCAAUGUCAAGCAUCCCCAUCUAAGUUACUUAUUUCUUAUUUCUUAUUUAUUUUUUUUUAAAUAUAAUUUAGAUAUCAUUAUUAUUUAUUGAUGUUAGUUGAUUGAAAAUUAGGAAGAGGUGUAUAGGCACUUUGUUAGACACUCCAUUUGUUCUUGUUGGAAAUGGUACAUAGGUCUGAUUUUUGUCAUGUGGGUUUUGUGAUUGGUCACGCCCUGCGAACUAUUUUUUGUUUAAUUGCACUGGUGAUAACUGAUC